AUGAAGAAGUGCAAUGCGACACGGUCUGGUAUUAAUCACAAAACUACCAUAGAUGUAACAAGAGUUGCUUCUACAACUGUUUCCCGCGUCGCUGUGAAAAGAACAUUUGAUGAGUUAAAUGAUUCCGAGAGUUCACGAGGGACCUUCUCUCCAGUACAUAAACAGAGAGAUUUUAUCCGCUCAACUCUAAAUGGAGAUCCUGGGACUCUAAAGGCAAGUGAAAUUGAUAACAUUACUGUCCAAAAUUCUUCCGAGUAUUCACAAAGAAGGCAACUUGCUUUAACGCCUACGCCAACACAAAAUCCCUUGCUUGAUUUGGCACAUCCUGCAUAUCAACUACCGAAGCAACUGAUCGAAAACUUUGCUGCCCUGGGAAUUAUUUCCAUAUAUCCGUGGCAGUCAGAAUGUCUUCUACGUAGCGGUGCGCUUGCUGGAGAACGUAACCUUGUGUAUACCGCUCCUACAGGGGGUGGCAAGUCACUUGUUGCGGAUGUCCUCAUGCUCAAGAAGAUCAUACAGAACCCAGCGAAGAAAGCUCUGUUGGUAUUGCCUUAUGUUGCACUGGUUCAAGAGAAACUCCGAUGGCUCCGAAAAGUUGUCGAGGGCAUUUCCAAAGAGACAUCUUCCCGGGAACCGAAGUGGCCAUCGAUGUGGCGGAAUCGAGGGGAUGAAAACACCAUCAGAGUGACUGGGUUUUAUGGUGGCAGCAAGUCAAGAUCAACGUGGACUGACGUGGAUAUUGCUGUGUGCACCAUCGAAAAGGCAAACUCGCUUGUCAAUGCGGCCAUUGAUGAUUGCUCCAUAGGAAAUCUUGGAGUCGUAGUUAUGGACGAAAUACAUUUCAUAAACGAUGAAAGUCGUGGAUAUAUACUGGAAUUAAUGGCUACAAAGCUGCUUAGCUUGGAGCAAGGUGUACAAAUAGUUGGCAUGAGCGCAACUCUCGAUAAUGCAGACUUGCUCGCAAAAUGGCUCAAUAAUGCCAAAUUUUACAUUUCAAAUUACAGAGCUGUCCCCGUAGAAGAGCAUCUUGUAUUUGAGAAUGCUGUAUAUCCAGCUUCGAGUUCGAACAGAUUCUACAAGACAGCCUCACAACUCAAUUCCCAGAUCAGAAACAAUUCGAUGGGUCCACUUCCAAAACCUCAUAGACUAAUACAGACUUCACAGCAUAAGGAGUUCAGCAAUCCACUACUAAAUUCCGUCGUUGCUUUGGCCAAUGAAACUGCUAGAAGUGGCUAUGGUGUCUUAGUUUUCUGCAGCAAUCAAGUGCUGGAGAAAACAGUUCCUAUGGGUGUAGCAUUUCAUCAUGCUGGCCUUACUACAGAAGAGCGUGACUUAGUUGCGGCGGCCUACGAUGAAGGGGUAUUGAAAGUCAUGGUAGCGACGUGCAGUCUCGCGGCUGGUAUCAAUCUACCCGCUAGACGUGUGAUAUUACAUGGCGCUAGAAUGGGUUCUGAUUUGGUCGGUCCUUCGAUGCUUCGUCAGAUGAGAGGUAGAGCUGGACGCAAGGGAAAAGAUGAAAUUGGAGAAACAUAUCUCUGUUGCCAAAAGUCUGACCUCGAGGCCGUUGCCGAACUCAUGGAAGCCGAAAUUCCCUCAGUAGAGAGCUGUUUGGUACCGGGAAAGCGAGGUGUUAAAAGGGCAUUGCUUGAGGUUAUAGCUACAAAAUUGGCAACAGGCAGCGAUUCAAUCGAUGACUACGUGAAGAAAACCCUUCUAUAUCAUAUGAUUGAUCAGGAGGAGCUAAGAUCGAUGGUUGAAAUGACCCUUAAAGAUCUACUCGAAAACCAACUCGUCGAACAGACGCAAUCAUAUUCGUACGAAGCCACACGCCUCGGACUGGCUAUUGUAGCUUCAUCUCUCGCUCCAGAGGAUGGCUUAUUCGUUCACAAAGAAUUGCGAAAAUCCCUCGAAGCAUUUGUACUGGAUGGCGAAAUGCAUGUACUCUACACUUUCACGCCUGUCCAGGCUAUGCAGGGCAACAUUAAUUGGCAAGUUUUCCGAAAGGAAGUCGAUAUACUUGAUGAGAGCAACUUGAGAGUCCUUGGCGGAUCGAUGAAAGAGUCGACGCCAGAAGAGAUCGAGAUCGCUCGAGUAUACAAGAGGUUCUAUACGGCUUUGCAACUUCGAGACCUCUGUAACGAAAUGCCGGUCUAUGCUGUGGCUCGUAAAUAUGACUUACCACGAGGAACCAUACAAAACCUGGCUCAAACAUGUCAUGGCUUCGCUGCAGGGAUGAUCAAGUUUUGUGAGAAAAUGGAUUGGGGAGCACUAGCUGCAGUGCUUGAUCAUUUCUCUGAUCGAUUGAAAGCUGGCGCCAAAUCCGAUCUGCUCGCCUUGGCGGAAAUAACAUUCAUCAAAAGUCGAACGGCAAGAAUCUUUUGGGACAACGGAUAUAAAACAGUUGGAGCGGUUGCUGCAGCGGAGUCGAAAGAACUACUGCGCAUACUCCUCAUGGCUCAGCCGAGGAAAUUGCGGCUAGCGUCCGACGACGAGGAAAAGUACCACGCUAAGCUUCUUGCCAAAGCCGCGAAGAUCGUUGAAUCGGCGAACCGGAUAUGGGAACGACAGAUGCAGCAGGAAAUCAUAGCCGAAUUACCUCAAGACUACCCUAGCCAUCCGCCUUCAGUAACACUGCUUGACAUAUGCCUGUAUCGACAAGAGAUUGGAGACGUGCUAGGCGUUAAAACUGCGGAUGGAAAGGAGCAUCAGGGUGACAGGCCAAUACUCGCAGCAGAGGCUGGAGCCGAUGCGCUCUUCGAUUUUAAAGACCAGCUUCGGCCAACGGCUUGGACUCUAGGGCACAUCAAGAUGUCAGCGGAUGAAAUUAAAUUGUAUAAAGACCUCCCGGUUCUUUUCAAUAUAGAGAAAGGGUUUUUCAUGGAGCCAGACGAGGAUAAUCACGAGCUCAAAAUAUGUGAUGAGCAUCCUAGUUCCAAGACCAGAUGGCAAACUAAGGAGCAUUCCUUGUUCAGAGCAGCAGAUUCCCAAAGAUUCAGCGAAGAGGAUCCGGCAAUUUCUCCUCGAGACGAUGCCCCAACUUGCAGACCGCCCCUUAUCCUUUGCCCGGAUUUGUUGGUGCGCCGAUACCCCUGA
This is a messenger RNA of Sclerotinia borealis F-4128, 3093 nucleotides long. NCBI's taxonomy places the organism in Eukaryota, Fungi, Ascomycota, Leotiomycetes, Helotiales, Sclerotiniaceae. The record is from the annotation of a GenBank genome assembly.